UGAUAUAUCCAACAAUUGUGCUUGACCAUGCCCAGCGGACGGUUCGGCUGCAGUGUUUAAAUUUAGUAGUGAAAUUUUCAGUUCUGUGUUAACCUCUUCAAAAGAGCACCAAAAAAUAAAAUAAAAGUUAAUAAUGCAACUACCAUUCGCUAUCAUUAUUGUGACAUCAAUUAUAUUUAAAGGUAUACGAUGUGGACCAGUCAAAAUCGCUGAGGAUACCAAAUUUAUCGUCCUAGAUGAUGAUGAUGAUGAUGAUAUGGAUCCAACUGUAUUGGAAUGCGAUUAUGAAAUCAAGGAUACGGAUUCAUUUCUAACUGUCAAGUGGUUUAGAAAUGAUAAAACCAUAUAUCAGUGGAUACGUGGCUCGCAUCCAGCACCAAUUCCGGAAUAUAAAAAUGAUGUAGACAGCUCCUAUGAGAGCUCCAUAGACCCAAAUAAACAGUAUAGUGCACUGGCCCUGAUUAAUCCUUCGAUAAGUUCCACUGGAGACUAUAAGUGUGUUGUCCAAACGAGUAAGGAGACGAUAACCAUUCACAAGAGCGUACAAGUUAUCGAUGUUCGAAAUUAUACACUGAACAUGUAUCGUUAUCAAAUUCAAAAUGAGACUCAAUUGGAGUGCGUAGUCACCAAUGUAUUCCCCAAGCCAACAUUAAGCAUAGUAUCUGAUGAUGACGAUGACAUUGUUAAAGUUGUGGCCAACGAUCCUAUUGAGGAUGAGAAUGGUUACUUUAAUGCAACCAUUUUUGCUGUCGUCCAGGAUAAUGAUGAUGAUGUCGAUUAUCACAAAUGUCUUGUGACUUUUGAGGGAUAUUCACAGAAUUUGACUACGGUAAUAACCUCGGGAUCUGUAUGUCUGCGCUGCAUAGAUUUUCGAAUAUUAUUAUUAAGUUCCUUUGUGUAUUAUUUAUUUAUUUCCCAUCUUAAUAUUCUAGUUUAAAUAAAUAUUUGUUGUUUUAUUGUUGGAAAAAAA
This is a messenger RNA of Drosophila grimshawi, 970 nucleotides long. RefSeq lists its product as uncharacterized. The record is from RefSeq and is a predicted model, not a curated record. Lineage: Eukaryota; Metazoa; Arthropoda; Insecta; Diptera; Drosophilidae. The transcript is spliced from 4 exons. The coding region runs from base 134 to 937 and encodes 267 amino acids.